AUGGUUCCUUACUCCGAGGUGCUCAAGUUCAAGUCGUUCAAGGACCCGAAGGCUGGACAGGCUGCUGGCCAGGCUCCUCCGCCUACUGCUGGCGACGCUGCUGCUGGUGAUGAUGAGCAGUCGCAGCGUGGAGCGCGAAUCGACUCCCUUGAGAAGGCACUCCGACAGCUUGGCGACAUCGCCGACGAUGAUCCAGCCAAGCAGUGCUUCGAGUCUCAACUUCGAGACGCUCGCAAGGCACAGAGAGAUGCCAAACCAGUGUUGCAGCAGCACACCAAUGUGGCCUUCCGCUUGCAGACUGCGCAGAAGAAGCAGUCCAAGGCUGGCGAGGCUGUCGCUGCCCAGCAGAAACUCAUCGAGGAAACCCAACGUUCGCUCCAUGAGCUUCAGGAGAAGGAGGAGGCCACCAAGCGAGAGGUGGCGGCCUUGCAGGAGGAGCUGCGUCGCACCAUGCCGCCUGAUGCAGCACGCCCACCUGCCGAGGUCAAUUUCGAGCUGCCCCCAGAGGUCCUGGAGGCAGAGGGCAAUGCUGACGUUAAGGAGCUCAUGUCCAACCCCAUCUUCGCCAAGUACCAGCAGCUGUUCAAGGCGUCGCGGCAGGGGCAGCAGCAGGACAGCAAGGUGCUGCAGGUGGAGCUGCUGAUGCACCAAUGCCGCAGGCGCCAGAGUAGGAAGGACAGCGGCGUCUUCCUGACGCCCCCUUUCUUCGUGGCCUUCCUGUCGCUGCUUCAGGUCAUGCCGUUCCUCAGCAUAAGGGGCAUCGACAGCAGGCUGAAGCUCCAGGACCACAAUUCUUCGAAAGCCCUGAAAGGAUCGGCUAAGCUCAUGCACAAGAUCACUCGUUUGCAGAAGGUGUGGUGCCCGACGGUGGUUGAGAAAGCGUCGGGCGUCUUUUCUAGCAGCCCAGAGGCUGUGCUCAACGCGGAGGUCGAGGUCGAGGAAGCGAGGUCCCAGGCUUGUGACCCUGAUCUCGUCCAGGAAGCUGUGCAGGCAGGGGCCCUGGUCCGCGUCCUCGUGCACGUCCACCUGCCGCAUGGCGCCGCCGCCAACCCCGACCCCCCCGCCGACGUGAUGCUCACGGGCGAGAUACAAGCGGGGGAGCGCUACGCCUUCAGCGUGUACGCCCGGAACCCGGACUCCUUCAGCCCUGGCCCGAUGAAUGGCUGGAUGAUCUACACGCUCAGCAGCGAGGGCUACCUCGUCGACGGCAGCGUCGGGACGCUGACGUUCGUCGACCCGCACACCGAGAGCAUGGAUUGGGGUGGCAGCGCGACGGAAAGCUUCAGCAUGUACCGCACGGCGCUCAACACGGCGGUUAGAACCUGUGCGGCCGUCAGCAUCUCCAACAUGCUCCCUUACAGCAUCUCGAACCUGCCCGCGGUAGUGACCGUCUCGCCGCUGUGCGUGCCGGAGUCGGUGGAGACGACGCUUCGCAUCAUCGCCCCGCACGGCUUCGUGUGGGAUGCCAGCGGCGGCGACUUCUCUGGCCUGCCAGGAGGAGUUCCGCACAUGGACGGCAACGUGCUGCUGUGGCCCACGCCCGCGCUGUACCAGUCCAGAGCGACGACCACGUACUCCUUCGAUGCGACGAUCAGGGUGCCCGACAAGUUCCCGACCAGCACCGUGAACGAUUUCAUUUUCGAAUUCGGCUACAACUCGACCACCCUGGAGGGCCGCGUGUCCGCCGCCUCGGUGGCGGCGCCGCCGGUGCGGGCGCUGCGGAACGCCGCGCUGGACUACGAGAGCAACCUGGCGGAGGAGGACACCGUGCUCAUCUUCCAGAUCCAGACCACCACAGACAUUCCUGCGGGUGGGCGCCUGACCAUCACCGGGCCCGAGGGGUUCGAGUUCGACAAGGUCUGCAGGCCGGAGGCGGCGCCGAGUGCCAGGGGCAGCCCAUACGACGUGAACCCCUUGGCCGGCUUCCUGACGUUUCCGCCAGACGUCGCGUGUUCGUGGUCGACCACAGCAGGCGACGCGCUCCAAGGGAUCGCCGCCACCUCCGUGGUCACGGUGACAGCCGGGAGCCAGGGCAUCCGCGCUGGGCUCUACCGCUUCCAGCUCCAGGCCACGAACCCGCCCGCCACCAUCCCGCCGCAGGCGGACCCGAGCUCGGACUGCGGGUACGCGUGCUGCUGGAACUUCGGCACGACGGUCGCGCAGGGGGCGAUACUCGACGCCCCGCAGUCGAUCCCAUGCUUCGGGGUCAACGGGCGCAUGAGCGGCGGCGGCAUGCCCGCGCUGACGGACGUGCAGGCCCGGGACACCGCCCGCGACGACAGGCCCAUGAUGUACAACCCGAUCGUCUUCGUGGUCGCGCUGUCCCAGGACGCGAAGUACGACGGGACCAUGAGGACCUGGCCCGAAGAGUUGGAGCGGACGGCCCUCCGAUCUUUGGCCUGGCGACAGCUCUGGGUGUCCAUGAAGAUGCCCUCGGGUGCGGGGGUCUGA
Molecule: messenger RNA, 2451 nt
Organism: Prorocentrum cordatum
Lineage: Eukaryota; Dinophyceae; Prorocentrales; Prorocentraceae
Source: the annotation of a GenBank genome assembly